Messenger RNA from Lodderomyces elongisporus, 1596 nucleotides. It is a transcript of the gene HSX11, whose product is annotated as Hsx11p. Lineage: Eukaryota; Fungi; Ascomycota; Pichiomycetes; Serinales; Debaryomycetaceae. The transcript has 2 exons. Gene Ontology annotation, cellular component: membrane. The record is from RefSeq and is a predicted model, not a curated record. Gene Ontology annotation, molecular function: ceramide glucosyltransferase activity. The coding region runs from base 1 to 1596 and encodes 531 amino acids. Gene Ontology annotation, biological process: glucosylceramide biosynthetic process.
AUGGCUGCGACCAAGAGCAAGAUAGUGGAAGAAGCAGAAGCACAAGCAGAAGAAGCAGAAGCAGAAGAAGACGGGAAAGAUAUAAACAGUAACGACACAGAUUUGCUCACUUGUGAAGGAGUUACAAUCAUUAGACCUAUCAAAGGUAUCGACCCCGAGCUUGGUUCUUGUCUAGAAUCAUCGUUUGUGCAAAACUACCCUUUCUCUAAGCUUCAAAUUCUAUUCUGCGUCGAUAACCCCAAUGAUCCUAGUUUGCCCAUCAUUCGCAAAUUGAUUAGGAGAUACCCUACGAUUGAUGCCGAGAUUCUAAUAAGUGAAAACUAUAAUGCACAGGCACAGGUUAGCCAAGAUCACUUUGGCCCCAAUCCCAAAGUAAACAAUCUUGCUAAAGGGUUCCUCAAGGCAAAAUAUGAUAUCUUGUGGGUGAUGGAUAGUAAUGUAUGGGCUAGUUCGAAUAUCCUCAAGAAUUCGGUCAUUACCUUAAAUUCAAAUUUGAAUAAUGGGAGAAAAGUUAGCGAUCAGCGACCAGUGAAAUUGGUCCAUCAUGUUCCACUAGCAGUGUGCACCGAUUCUAAUACAGAUGAAAGUGGUGAUUUUUUGGCCUUGGACGAGUUGGAGAAUAGAGUUACGCCGACUGCAUCGGACGAGGAGUCUGAAACUCCACAAAAUGUUUCCUACUUGACAAAUCGGAAACCAACACCACCGCCAUCUUCACCUUCACUAGCGCCACCAUCUUCUUCUAGCUCCAAACCUUCAAAAUUUUAUUCGAGAGCAAAAAAACUUGGCGCUAAAUUAGAUGAGAUGUUUCUCCAUACUUCUCAUUCCAAAUUCUAUGUCUCGUUAAACAACUUGUCGAUAGCACCUUGUGUCAAUGGUAAAUCCAACAUCUAUAGGAAAUCAGAUCUUGACCAAUCUGUGAAACUUAUACCAUAUAAGGAUUCCGAGUUUUUUAGAGACCCAAAAGUGAAACGCGACGCUUAUGAAUAUACGUCAAGCGCAAUUUCCGGUAACUCGAUCAAAUUUUUUGCACGAUAUAUUGGCGAGGAUAACAUGAUUGGUAUUGCAUUAUGGGAGAACUGUAAUGGAAGAACUGGUCUCACGGGUGACAUUGUUGUCCAACCAUUGAACCCAGAGAACAAUAGCAUACGCGAUUAUAUUCAACGACGCGUGCGCUGGCUCAGAGUAAGGAAGUAUAUGGUGCUCUUAGCUACAUUGAUUGAGCCAACUACAGAGUCGCUUGUGUGCGGAGUAUAUGGGACCUACGCCGUUUCGACACUUUUCUUACAUCAAUGGUUUUCUAUCAAAUGGUUUAUGAUGCAUAUGAUUAUAUGGUUAUUAACUGAUUAUGUCCAAUAUAAUGUGUUGAUGUCGCAUGUCAAGGACUCGAGUAAUAACAAUAUCGCAUAUUUGCCACAAUGGAUGAACAGAGUAGGUUUUGCAAAACAGGCGCGAGGUUUUGCAUCAUGGCUCUAUGUUUGGUGUUUGCGGGAAAUGUUGGCGUUGCCCAUUUGGGCCAUUGCAAUGAUUGGACACGAGAUUGAUUGGAGAGGAGCACCUUUUAGGAUUAAAAAGGAUUUAACUGCAGAGGAGCUCUAG